GAUAAGCGAUGGGAGUUAUCGGAGCGAUCGUAGGCGUAGUUCCGUAGGGCUUUCGACUCUAGUGUUUCGGCUGUCUGUCUGCCGCGUGGCGCGGUCGCGGUCGUCGACUCGCUGCACUUGCACCGGGUCCUCGGCGCUCGGCGCUCGGCGCUCGGCCACGCGCUCGGUCAGUGCGCGCCAACACACCGCCGCCGGCACACCGCGGCGCCGCGCCGCGAAACAAUACUUUUUAAUACCUACUCGAGUGGUCGGUUUUUGGGUUUGAACUUGGACUUUGGUGUUGUUUGGUUGCACUUGUUGCUUGGGCACGCGAGGCAGUAGCGCGGAGCCGCACGCGCCGGCAUGCCACGCUAGGAGCAUGCGGCUGCUGCUGCCGCUGCUCGUGCUGCCGCUCGUGCUCGCGCGCCCUGCAGCAGCCGGGAUCUGCUGGUCGGGAAUGGAGCGCGACGGGCGUUGCAGCUCGGUGGCGGCGCUUCGCGUGGGCCGCGCCGAGUGCUGCGCGGGCGGCGCGCGCGCCCCCGCGGCCUGGAGUCCGCGCGACCUGGACAGCGGCGAGAUAUUCUUCUACAAGGCGCUGUCGGGCGGCGUGCCCUGCACCGCCUGCGCCGAAUCAUGCGCAGGCGUGUCGUGCGGGGCGGGACGUCGCUGCGUGGUGCGCGGCGGGCGUGCGCGCUGCGUGUGCGCCGCGGCCUGCCGCCGCGCCGGCGCGGUCUGCGGCAGCGACGGUAAAACUUACCGCUCGCUGUGCCGGCUGAGGCGAAGAGCCUGCCGUCGCCCGGCCAAGCAUCUGUCCCUUGACUACCCGGGGCCUUGUCGAGUGGGUAGCUGCGACGGCGUCCGCUGCGGCGGCGACAAGCGCUGCGUGCUGGACGCCGAGCUCGGCGCACAUUGCGUGCGCUGCGGCGCGUGCAGCGUGGCCGGCUCGCCCGUGUGCGCAGUCGACGGUCGCACCUACGCCGGCGCGUGCGCGUUGCGGCGCGCGGCGUGCGAGCGCGGGAAAGCGCUGCCGCUGGCUUAUAAAGGCUCUUGCAAAGCGAACGCAACCUGCUCCACAAUAUCGUGCAACGCCGGUCAACGAUGCGUGGCGGGCGGCGCGAGUGGCGCGCGGUGCGUGUCGUGCGGUUCGUGCGGAGGAGGCUUACGGCGAGAGCUGUGCGGGACAGACUCGCGGACUUACCCGUCGUGGUGCCGGCUCCAGCGGGCGGCUUGCCACGCGGGGCAAGUCGUCGAUCCGUUGCAUCCUGGGCCUUGCAAAGGGAGCAAAAACAUAACGGACAAUAGAGUGACCGACGAGCGAAGCGAAGGCGCCGGCAAGCACGUGCUAUAGUCACAUUUCCUAUACCUUGCUGCUUCGGUUUAGAUAACCUGCGUUUUGUGUUAAUGUCCGUGUCUAAGUUAACAGUCGAAGCCUAAGAAACGAAGUUGGACGACGGCAUUUUACUGAAUAAGGCUUUGUUGACAAGGAGAGGGGACACCUUAGAACCAUGUCCAAGUAGUGCCAUUUCUGGUAA
Messenger RNA from Cydia amplana, 1511 nucleotides. Its product is annotated as follistatin-A. The coding region runs from base 359 to 1327 and encodes 322 amino acids. Gene Ontology annotation, molecular function: protein binding; collagen binding; extracellular matrix binding. The transcript has 6 exons. Gene Ontology annotation, biological process: anatomical structure development. Lineage: Eukaryota; Metazoa; Arthropoda; Insecta; Lepidoptera; Tortricidae. The record is from RefSeq and is a predicted model, not a curated record.